UAACCCUGUCAAGAUAAUAUGGGAGAAAUUUAUGAAAUGCGCAAGAAAGCUUACAAAAAAUAAAAACAUCUUAGUGGAUGACGAAAUGAAGGAAAACAUAUGCUCUGAUUUUGCUCGAUACCUUAGCAAGCUUGAAAAAUGUAUUGGAGAGUAUGAUUUAUUCUUUCACAAAUUGGUCUAUCAUAUGCGUUAUAGAGAGCAUAUGUCCAUACCAGAAAAAAUUGGCCCAAUCUCGUCUAUGCAAAAAAAUGAGAUAAUUGCUGACCUACCAGCCUUACCUCACAUAUCAGAAAUUGAGGUGCUAGAUGACAUUAGUAAUUUAUGGUAUUUCCAUCUUGAAGGUGUGGUCGAGCCGGAGAGAAGAGCUCACCCACCAAUAGACCCUAAAGAUAUAAAACCACUGUCAGAAGAACCUGGUUC
Funneliformis geosporum is the source of this 420-nucleotide messenger RNA. The record is from the annotation of a GenBank genome assembly. Lineage: Eukaryota; Fungi; Glomeromycota; Glomeromycetes; Glomerales; Glomeraceae.